Prorocentrum cordatum is the source of this 1804-nucleotide messenger RNA. The record is from the annotation of a GenBank genome assembly. Lineage: Eukaryota; Dinophyceae; Prorocentrales; Prorocentraceae.
CUAAACUUGGCUCAAGCCGUUUUUGGCUCAGCAUUUGGCAUUUGGGCCACGAUUUGUUUUGCGAUUCGGAGGCAGCCCAGCGGCGACCAGUUGGAGCGAAGCACCCUGCGCAACACUGCAGCAUGGCCACUCCAGGCACCGCAGGGAUGCCGAGUUUUGCGGGCAACGGUCUCCCUCUUGUCAGCGAGCAGCGACCGAGGCCAGCGUUGGCAUGGGCGGAGGCAUCCGGCGUGGCGCCCGCACCGAGGCAGCCCUCGACUCUCGGGCUGACCCGCGGGCGCCCCUUCGGAGUGGGCCGCGGCGGGGCCGUGUCGGGCCCUGGCCCUGGCGGCCUCGGCCCCGAGCAGAUCCGCAGACCCCGUGCGCUCCAGCCUCCUCCGAGUUCGGCACCUGCGACUCUCGAAGACCUUCCCUAUAUGAGGAGGCUGGACAUGUGGAUCCCCGAGCCUCGCAUGGGCAGCCCCACGUCACGCCGGCUCGUGGCUGGUGCCUUCGCGGCGCCCGAGUUGUUGCCGGGAGUGGAGCUGGCCAGCGGCGGGGCAGUUGGCAACCUGUCGAGCGACACCGAGUCCACCUCCGUCCUCUCCGAGGAGUCCUCGAUGCUGUCCAAGGACUGCCUUGGGCUCCACGGGACCAGUGAGAUGGCCGGUGAGGCUGAGCGGCCCACCUGCACCUUGCUUGGGCACAAACCUCUCAGCGGCGAUCGGUGCCGACGAGAUGAGGACCGCAAGGGUGAUCUGCCGAGUCUUGGCCAGAGCAUCUCCCGCAGGCCGUCCGUCUUCGACGUGCGUGAGAGGAUCCCGUGCUCUCCGGGCCCCAGCCGGUUCGGCCGCGAGCCAACCAGGCCCACGCGCCCCGGAGAGGGAGCGCCCGGCCAGGCUUGCCCCGCCACGCCAUGAGGUCGAUGUCGGCGAGGGGGGGAAGGCGCCUUGCCUCCAGCAGCUGGGGCUUUUUUUUGUGCGGCGCAGACGGGGCCAGACGAAGACACGACACGGCGACGAGCGACACGGCGAGUUGCCAAGGGGCGAGUGGCCUUAAACGUGGGUUUGGGAAGCCGUCGGUAUUGCAAAUUUCCUUCCAGACAUGAGACCCAUGGGACUGGAACGCGACCUUCAAGUUCGACCUGGACUUGAAGAGUUCUGCCGCGUUUUUUAGCAUAUCGAUGGUGCGCACUAAGGGAUGCAUCCUGCUUGUCACGCCUUCAGGAGGGGUUUUCUUUGGGCGUCAAACCAUCGCCAGCAGCAGCUUUGUCGUCGUUCGACACGACGGUCGAAUUCGAUCCGGCAUUUGAAGGUGUGAUUUUAUAGCAAAUCUUAUUUAAGGGAUUCCGUCGCGAGGUGCACAGAUGAUCCUUCGUGCAGCUUCCGUAGACGUGCUUUCCCAUGCCCGCCCUGUUUAGGAUUGCCCCAGUCCUGUUUUCUUGCUUGCUAAUCGUUCUCCUCCGCUGCUGCGUUGCGUGAGGCUCGCGGCUCGCGGCUCGCGGAGGAUUUUCCGGCAGGGCUCCGAAACGUCCAGUCGUGACUUCGGGAGCGUCGUGGACAGCGUUGCUUCCAAGAGGUCCUCGUCUGGACUGCGGAUGGAUUUCCUUCUGAGAUGUAUCUUCGAAGAAGCCCUUGUGGACCUUACAGCUUUGAUCGUCAGACGGGAAGCCUGAUGGGGGCUGGGGUAGGGCACGAAUCAAACGUCCUUGGUGACCCCCAACCAGGUCUCCGCCUGCUAGGAUUUCACGUCCAGCAGGCGUGUUGACUCUGGCAGAGAGGGCGUCGGAGGGGCUUUGUUCAUCAGCAGCAGCAGCAGCAGCAUC